Notolabrus celidotus (New Zealand spotty) is the source of this 641-nucleotide messenger RNA. Its product is annotated as ATPase inhibitor B, mitochondrial-like. Bases 124 to 450 code for a protein of 108 amino acids. Gene Ontology annotation, molecular function: ATPase inhibitor activity. NCBI's taxonomy places the organism in Eukaryota, Metazoa, Chordata, Actinopteri, Labriformes, Labridae. Gene Ontology annotation, cellular component: mitochondrion. The record is from RefSeq and is a predicted model, not a curated record. Gene Ontology annotation, biological process: negative regulation of ATP-dependent activity. The transcript is spliced from 3 exons.
CGUCUGUCUCCACGCCCUUAUGAGACGUUUACUUAAAUUUCCGCAUUUUGAUGUGACCAAAGAUCAGUAGAAAUCUACAAAAGUUACACCUGGCAGUAGCACUUACAAACACUCCGGGUGAUAAUGUCAAGGUUUCUCCCAAGAGCAAACUUAAGGAGAUGCAUCGCCUCUCAGAUUAGAAUGGCAUCUGACCAGCUUGGAGAGUUUGGCAAAGGAGCAGGCAAAGGUGGAGGUGGAGGUGGCUCCAUCAGAGAGGCAGGUGGUGCGUUUGGAAAGCGACAAGUGGCAGAGGAGGAGCGAUACUUCAGGCAGAAGGAGAAGGAGCAGAUGGAGGCGCUGAGGAAGCAUCAUUCAGAGGAGAUUGAGCACCACAAAAAGGAGAUUGAGCGCCUACAGAGGGAGAUUGAGCGCCACCAGGGCAAAAUCAGAAAGCUGAAACAUGAUGAUUAAAGCUGGGGAGCCUGUUAUCGUUUCUCCUACUCAGAGUCUGGCAGUUAAAUUUGCUGAGUCAGUGAUUACCAGAGAUUUUAAUUGGUUUACUGCUGUUCAAGGCAGGUCCUGUAUAAAACUUCAUACAGAAACCAUGAAUAAUAAUAUAACAAUAAAGUGCAUUUUUAAAUAAAUGUGUCCCUUGUGCUAUA